Molecule: messenger RNA, 1413 nt
Organism: Lachancea sp. 'fantastica'
Lineage: Eukaryota; Fungi; Ascomycota; Saccharomycetes; Saccharomycetales; Saccharomycetaceae
Source: the annotation of a GenBank genome assembly
AUGGAACCCAAUGCCUCUGCCUUCUUCUCGACUAUCAAUUUGGUGAAAACCAUCGUUGGUGCAGGAAUGCUAGCCGUUCCGUACGCGUUUCGCAGUGAUGGCAUUCUUGUAGGUGCUGUUUUGGUAUUCAUCGGUGCGAUCACAUCUGGAUUCGGACUGUUUUUGCUUGCCAAAUGCUCCAAGGCCCUCAAAGAGCCCAGAACAUCGUCGUUUUUCACGCUCUGCUCAAUAACGUAUCCAUCUCUUUCGCUGCUAUUCGACUUUUCUAUGUUCGUGCAGUGCUACGGUGUGGGCUUGAGCUAUUUGGUGCUGGUGGGUGACCUUUUACCCGGGAUUUUGGGAGGUACGCGCAACGGCUGGAUUUUGGGCAGCGCAGUAGUCAUUGUUCCCCUGGUGCUUCUCAAAAAACUCGAUAGUCUCAAAUACUCUAGUGUUUUGGGACUUUUCGCCAUCGCAUACCUGGUGUGUCUUAUCUUGGGCUCAUUUGUGGAAAAUACGCUUCUCACUGACAAUUAUAAACAAAUUAGAGGUGAUGUUUCGUGGAUUGACGUAUACGAUCUAAAGGGCAUGAUCAGCACAUUCACAAUCGUGAUAUUUGCGUUCACUGGAUCCAUGAAUAUGUUCAGCAUCGUCAAUGAAUUAAAGGACAAUAGUUUGUCCAAUAUCAAUAAAGUGGUAUCCACAUCCAUGAUAAUCUCAUGUGUUUUGUUUCUCAGUGUAGGGGUUUGCGGAUAUCUCACUUUUGGAAGCAAUGUGUCCGGAAACAUCAUGCUAGAUUACAAUCCCGAAUCGCACUGGACCGUGAUAGGGAAAAUGUGUCUAGGUGCGGUUGUCAUACUUUCAUUUCCUCUUCUUUUCUACCCCUGUCGAAUUGCAGCAAACAACAUGGUCCACUGGAUUCGCAUCACUUACGUUGAGUUUGAGGAAGAACCGAUUGACGACGGUGAAAACAAUGACCCAACGGCCCCAAUAACCAUGGUCAUAGAAGAUGAAGAAGAUAGGCUAUUGUUGGGUGCCGAUAACUCUUACCAGGCUACAUCGUGUCAAGAUACUUCACACGAUUUGGAGGAAAAUGCUCUGAAUGUUCCAAAGCCUACAGACACCGUUCCUUUUUCUGAUAAAUCCUUCUAUAUCACAACUGCUAUUUUGAUUACUUCGCUGUAUUUGUUGGCUCUCAAAGUGACAUCUUUCGCGCUCGUGCUUGGGUUGGUUGGUGCGACUGGCUCGACCUCCAUCUCUUUCACCCUUCCAGGACUUUUCGGCUACAAAUUAAUUGGAGCGGAGGCUGCAAAGCAUGGUCAACUGAUGUCUAAAGCAGAUCGGAUCACCAAACACUGCAGCCUGCUACUAACAGUAUUUGGACUCGCAGUUACGUGCUUGUCCCUGUACGUGACCUUGUUUUUCGGAGUGUAA